CGGAAAUUGCCGAAGUUAAUCCAACAUGGCCGGGGCGAGUUUGACGCCAUGAUGCCAAAGAAACUGUGAAGAAUUUGUAAAUAUUUCCCCAUGUUGGAGCCUAUCCUAUCGGUAGUUGGAUUCCGAGGAGAGAAAAAUAACUCAAGAAACGCGUGGAUCGGGGAGAGAGAGCUUCAAAGAAAUUUGAGGCUUUCGUGACAGUAUUAUGACAGAAUUAUGAAUCUAGAUUCGUUAUCUUUUGCCUUGUCUCAAAUCAGCUAUUCGGUGGCCAAUCUAACAAAGAAAAAUUUCAAAUCCAGUGUAUCAGAAAUAUCGCAUCUGGUCUCUCAGCACGGAGCUGAGGCAGAAAGGCAUCUUUACAGGUGCCUUUUUUCACACGUUGACUUCAGUGGGGAUGGUAAAAGUACUGUUAAAGACAAAGAUUUUCACCAGACCCAGUAUUUGAUACAGGAAAGCAGUGCUCUGAUUUCCAAGCCUAACUUUGUGUCCAUACUUUGCUUUGCUAUAGACAAUCCAUUGCACCAGCAAAAAACCUUACGUGCGUCCCCUCAUCUCUUGCCUCAACUGAGUAAGUUCCUGAAGCUGACCAAGGUCCAGGAGGUGGUCUUCGGCUUAGCUCUGCUCAGCUCCUCCGUCGCGGAUACCCGAACGUUUGCAGCGCAGUUUGUGAAACAGAAAUUCCCUGACUUGCUCAGGUGUCACUUGGACUCUGAUCCCAGUGUUAGCCAAGAGAGUGGUCUACAGGAGGUGGCAGUAGAAGUUGUCCACUUUUUGCUGACUCAUCUCGCCAAGGACAGAGAGAGCUUUGACAUAUCCUCAGAUCAGAAAGAGGCCUUUAUAAAAAGUUUACAAAGAGAUUUUCCCAAGGACCGAGUACCAGUUGUGCUCUCUCCUCUGCUGUACCCAGAAUUACAGGACUUACCUCUGGAGAAACUGAACCCAGACUCCAUCACCAUGCCCAAGUCAAUGAUGGAGGGCUCCCUAGCUGACAUUUUACUGGAAGCUGGAUAUGGGUGUACUGCUAGCGUUGAAGAAUGCCGCACCACGUUGCUCCAAGUGGGAGCUCGCGAGCUGACAGCAGGCGCUAUUGCUCGUGUUCUUGGAAUGAUGGCGAGAACACCUACAGGUCUAGGUGAUCAGGUAAACAUACAGUCCCUGAGUGGCCCAGGUGGCAGCACUAUAUGGAGUGAUGGCAAAGACAAGCCCGAUUCUGCCGGGAUUAGUACCUGGAAUGUUGAUGUCUUCGUACAAGUUGUUCAUGACAUGGGUCCUCAUAUUAACUGGAGAGAAGUGGUCAGUGAGCUGGACCAUGAGGGGUUCUUGGUGCUGGGGAAACCAGGGUUACGCCUGCUGGUCCAGGCUCUCUUCCGUGGACUGAGGGGGGACGUGUUCCCAGUGGAAUAUAUCUACAGGACAUGGAAGAACACAGAGGGACAGCUCUCCUGGCUGUCCCAGUCACUGAAGAACCCAGACGUGUUUUGUUUCGCCGACUAUCCCUGUCAUCCCGUGGUGAUUGACAUCCUUAAGACUCCGCCCGAUGACGAGAACAGGGAGAUUGCUACUUGGAAAUCCCUGGAUUUGGUGGAAGUGUUGCUGAAGCUGUCAGACGCUGGGUUGUAUCAACAGAUCACAGAACUGUUCAAGUUCCCCAUACAACACUGUCCAGACAUGCUGGUGCUGGCACUACUCCAGAUCUCUCCCAACUGGAACACCUUAAAACAUGAGCUCAUCUCCACACUGAUGCCCAUCUUCCUCGGCAACCACCCCAACUCUGGCGUGGUUCUCCACUACGCGUGGCACUGCCAGAGCCAGUCUACCACCAUACGCACACUCAUCAUGCAUUCCAUGGCCGAGUGGUACAUGCGCGGGGAGCAUCACGACCAAAGUCGGCUGUCCAGGAUUCUUGAUGUGGCUCAGGAUCUUAAGGCCCUGUCCAUGUUGCUAAAUGCGACACCGUUCGCCUUCGUGAUCGACCUUGCGUGUCUGGCCAGCCGGAGAGAGUAUCUGAAGCUGGACAAGUGGCUCUCAGAUAAGAUGAGAGAACAUGGGGAGCCGUUCAUUCAGGCGUGUGUGAACUUCCUGAAGAGGCGCUGUCCACAGCUGACUGGUCCAGGGAUGAAGGAUGACCAGCCACAGUCCAAGAGUCAACAACUGCCACCUGAGACACUGACCACCAUGUUGGCCUGUCUGCACGCGUGUGCUGGCAAUGUGAGCCCGGAGCUGUCAGAGAACAUCCUCACCAUGUUUGGAAAUGCCUCCCACAUCCUCCAGAAGGCCAGACAGACGGCCCCGGGGGUGGUAGGAGGGAAGGGGGUCACACCCCCCAUAGGUCCCCCACCCACAGGACUGAACCAGAUGGACCCCAUGACCAGCUUGGGUCCUCUGUCAGGAUUAGGGGUACCACCCCCAGGGGGAUUCCCCAGUGGACCAGGCUUCCCCCAGGGGCUAGCGGCCUCCCUGAGUGGCACCCCGGCCUCACCAGCCAAGAAUUUCCCCAACGUCUCUCAGUCCACGCCCCCUGCACAGCCAGGGUUCAACCCUAUGCAGACCAACCCCAUGCAGAACUUGACUUCACAGUUACAAAACCUUGGUAUCCAGACCAGCAUGCCCUCUGGUGGCCUGGGGAUACAGACCAGCAUGGCGUCUGGAGCACGCUCACUCAGCGCCCUCAGUAUGAAUGCCACGCUAAAACAACAGCAGCAGCAGCCUCCAAAUGUGGAGAGACUGCGCCAAGCCUCCCAGCAGGACGAGGUGGCCAGUCUGUUCCAGGAACCCACUCAGCAGUUCUCCAAGGAGGUGGAAGACGAGGCCAACUCGUACUUUCAGAGGAUCUACAACCACCCGCCUCACCCAACCAUCACUAUUGACGAGGUCCUCGAGAUGCUGAAGAGGUUCAAGGACUCCCCUGUGAAGAAAGAACGGGAUGUUUUUGCGUGCAUGCUGCGCAACUUAUUUGAGGAGUAUCGAUUUUUCCCACAAUACCCUGAGAAAGAGUUGCAGACCACCGCCAUCUUGUUUGGUGGAAUUAUCGAGCAAGGACUUGUCACUUACAUGGCGCUAGGCGUGGCAUUGAGAUACGUGCUGGAUGCUCUCAGAAAGCCGAGUGGGAGCAAGAUGUACCUGUUUGGAAUAGCGGCACUGGACAGGUUCAAAACCAGGCUGAAAGACUACCCAGUGUAUUGCCAACACUUGGCUAGAAUCCCUCACUUCAGCCAGUUCCCCCAGCACAUGAUAGAGUAUGUGGACUUCGGGUCCCGCUCCCAGGAACCCCCCAACCGCCCCCAGGGUCCUGUGGUGUCCACCAGCUCCACUCGGAGCCUGACACCCAGUGGACCCCCUGUGGUCAGUACUGUCACCGUGACAACCACCACUACCACGGCUGCUGCGACCGCUGCUGUCACCAAACCUACGAGUGUUAGUUUUCAGACCAAGCCGUCUAUAGCUAAUGCUACCAACAUUGACACCCUCCUGGCAGGGACAGAGGGGAAAGAGGAGACCAGCGUCCCCCCUGAGGCUCUUCAAGACAAAGUGUUCUUCAUCUUCAACAAUUUGUCUCUGGCUAACAUGGCCCAGAAGGCAGAGGAGCUGCGAGAACAUGUUAGUUUGGACUACAUCCCCUGGGUGUCCCAGUACAUGGUGAUGAAGAGGGCCAGCAUCGAACCCAACUUCCACACGCUCUACGCAAACUUUGCCGAGGUCUUGAAGAUCCAGCCUCUGUCGGACAUGAUUAUCUCAGAGACGUACAGGAACAUUAAGAUUCUGUUGCGAAGUGACAAGGCGGUAGCAAACUUUUCAGACAGGACACUGUUGAAGAAUCUAGGCCACUGGCUGGGCAUGCUGACCCUGGCCAAGAACAAACCCAUCCUCCAUGUGGACAUUGACCUGAAGUCUCUUCUAUAUGAGGCCUACAGCAAGGGGGAGCGCGAGCUGCUCUACGUCGUCCCUUUUGUGGCCAAAGUGAUCGAGUCCUCCUCCAAAAGCAGGGUAUUCAAGCCUCCCAACCCAUGGACCAUGGGGAUCAUGAAUGUCCUGGCAGAACUCCACCAGGAGCAUGAACUGAAGCUGAACCUCAAGUUUGAGAUUGAAGUCCUGUGUAAAACUCUCAAUAUUGACAUCAACUCUGACUUGACCGCGGGUCACUACUUAAAGGACCCAUCCCGUAUGGAGCGUCUGGUGCCCCAGCUCAGCCCUCCUAAACCCAAGGAACCUAUGACCUCAGAGCAGCUGCAAGUGCCCCCUCCCUCCCUCUCCAUGGGGAUGGGGGGGAUGGAAGAGGCACCAUCCUCCACGACAUCCCUGACAACAUUCAGCGUGAGUGCCACCACCACCGUGCCGACACCAGUGGUGACAAGCACACCGGCAGCCGCCAUGAUGACACCCCCUCAGCCACAGUUUGCAUUUGGAGAUGUGAACGUGUCCAGUUUGACGGGACUGGCCGCCCAUGUCUCUAUUAAUGAACAGCUUGCCCUGUUCCAAGCCCAUCCCCAGUUGAAGCAGUACGUGAGACCCGCCCUGGAGAGGGCCGUGCAGGAGUUGCUGCCACCUGUUGUUGAACGCUCCAUUAAGAUUGCGCUCACCACCUGCGAGAUGAUUGUCAAAAAGGAUUUUGCCUUAGACCCUGAGGAGGCACGUCUGCGCUCUGCAGCCCAUCACAUGGUGCGCAGCAUGACGGCAGCCAUGGCGCUGAUCACCUGCCGUGAACCACUCCUCAUCACCAUAGGAACACAGAUCAAGAACACCUUCCUCAGCAUACUCAAGGGUGCAACGCAGCCCCAGAAGGAGCUGAUAGAGCAGGCCGCCCCCAUCAUCGCCCAGGAUAACACUGAGCUCUCCUGCGCCUUUAUACAGAAGACGGCCGUGGAGAAGGCGAUAGCUGAGAUUGACCGCCGCCUGGCCACAGAGUAUGACCUCAGGAAACACGCCAGGAAUGAGGGGCGCCGUUACUGCGACCCCGUGGUCCUCACGUACCAGGCAGAGAGAAUGCCAGAGCAGAUUAGACUGAAGGUGGGUGGGGUCACUCCACAGCAGAUCUCUGUCUAUGAAGAGUUCCACAGAAAUAUCCCAGGAUUCCUGCCCAAUGCACCAGAAACGGCACCACCAACUUCUGCUGCUGCCGCCGCUGCUGCUGCUGCAGGCGUGUACCCAGCCAAACCACCAGCCAGCUACGCCGCCACUGAUGAAAUCACCGCAAUUUACGAGAAAAUUGCCACAGAAAUUGACAACCAACUUAAACAGAUAAUAGCGCCCCAGUCUACUGCCCACGUGGCAGCACUUCAUGGCAUCCUGGACGCAGUCGUGCUGGCCAGGAACUCCAGGGAAAUCGUGACGGCGCUCUCUCUGCUGCAGAAGACAGUGGAGGGAUUACUGGAGGGCCUGAACCCAUCUCUCACCGACACUGAGCUGCUAAUCAGGUACCGCGACUGCCAUCUCCUCGUCCUCCGCGGACUUCAGGAUCCCAGGGCAUACGGACCUCAGUGGACCAACAAGCAGGUGACCAGGUGUCUGGUGGAGUGUCGUGAGGACUACAGGUACAACCUGGACGCCGUGGAUUGCCUGAUCAAAAGUCACCUGGUCAACAUGCAGCAGUAUGACCUGCACCUGGCACAGCAAAUGGAGAAUGGUCUGAACUACAUGGCUGUGGCCUUUGCCAUGCAACUAGUGCAGAGAUAUUGUGUAGAGGAGAAACAGACUGGCAUGGCCACUAAUACUGAGGCGGACUUCUACAACACCAUUGAGACUCUAGGUCGCAUUGCCAUCCACUCCCGCCAGGCCCCAGACGGUCUCGCUGCUCUCAUUGAGGCCAUCCGUGCCCAGAACGACACCAGUAUGAUGGACAGGACACCAGGGGGCCCCACCAGCAUGAUGCAGUCUGGGAUAUCCCAGGCGCGGGAGUUUGACGACCCCCCAGGGCUGCACGAGAAGACGGAGUUCUUGUUGCGCGAGUGGGUCAACAUGUAUCACUCACCGGCCGCAGGCAGGGACAGCACCAAGGCAUUCUCUGCCUUUGUACAGCAGAUGCACCAGCAGGGUAUCCUGAAGACGGACGACCUGAUCACCCGGUUCUUCCGCCUCUGUACUGAGAUGUGCGUAGAUCUGUGCUACAGAGCGCUGUCUGAACAGAGCAGCCCCACCCUGAUACGAGCCAAGUGUUUUCACACCCUAGACGCCUUUGUGAGGCUGAUUGCUCUCCUGGUGAAACACUCAGGGGACUCGGCCAACACAGUGACCAAGAUUAACCUGCUCAAUAAGGUUCUGGGGAUAGUGGCUGGCGUGUUGCUGCAAGAUCACGAGGUGAGAGGGACGGAUUUCCAGCAGCUUCCCUACCACAGGAUCUUCAUCAUGUUGUUCAUUGAGCUAAACGCCCCUGAACACGUCCUGGAGAGCAUCAACUUCCAGGUGCUGACAGCUUUCUGCAAUACUUUCCACAUCUUGCGUCCAGCCAAAGCGCCAGGGUUUGCCUUUGCUUGGUUGGAGUUGAUAUCUCACCGCGUGUUCAUUGGGAGGAUGCUGGCCAUUACACCGCAGCAGAGGGGAUGGAGCAUGUACGCACAACUCCUGAGUGAUCUGUUUAAGUUCCUGGCGCCUUUCUUACGUAAUGCCAAUCUGGACAAGCCAACCCAGCUGUUGUACAAGGGAACAUUACGGGUGCUGCUGGUUCUGUUGCACGAUUUCCCAGAAUUCCUGUGUGACUUCCACUACGCCUUCUGUGAUGUCAUCCCACCUAACUGUAUCCAGAUGCGCAACCUCAUCCUGAGCGCAUUCCCACGCAACAUGCGUCUGCCGGAUCCGUUCACGCCUAACUUGAAGGUGGACAUGUUGCCUGAGAUUGCGAUGCCCCCUAGGAUUAUGACAAACUUUGCCAAGAUGAUCCAGCCCAAGGGAUUUAAAAAUGACAUGGACUCCUACUUGACCUCUAGGUCACCCGUGACCUUCCUGUCAGAGCUCCGCAGCAGUCUCCAGAUCUCCAGCGAGCCCGGGAACCGUUACAACAUCCCGCUGAUCAACGCCCUGGUUCUGUAUGUGGGAACCCAGGCCAUCACAUUUAUCCACAGCAAGGGCCUGCAGCCCAGCAUGAGCACCAUUGCCCACUCCUCUCAUAUGGAUAUCUUCCAGAAUUUGGCUGUGGAUUUGGACACAGAAGGUCGGUACCUGUUCCUGAAUGCCAUAGCCAACCAGCUGCGUUAUCCCAACAGUCAUACUCACUACUUCAGCUGUACUCUGCUCUAUCUCUUUGCUGAGGCCAACAGCGAGGCCAUACAGGAGCAGAUUACCAGGGUUCUCCUGGAGAGACUGAUAGUGAACCGCCCCCACCCAUGGGGCCUGCUCAUCACCUUCAUUGAGCUGAUCAAGAACCCAAGCUUCAAGUUCUGGAAUCAUGACUUUGUCCACUGUGCACCGGAGAUAGAGAAGCUGUUUGAGUCUGUGGCCCGCUCCUGUAUGCAACCCAAGCAACAAGGUCAAGCUAUCAGGGAACAGGACGGCCCCCAGGAAGUGCACUAACUUGACUUCUAGGUCAAA
Messenger RNA from Lingula anatina, 7518 nucleotides. Its product is annotated as CCR4-NOT transcription complex subunit 1. Gene Ontology annotation, biological process: negative regulation of translation; nuclear-transcribed mRNA catabolic process, deadenylation-dependent decay. Gene Ontology annotation, cellular component: P-body; CCR4-NOT core complex. Gene Ontology annotation, molecular function: molecular adaptor activity. The record is from RefSeq and is a predicted model, not a curated record. NCBI's taxonomy places the organism in Eukaryota, Metazoa, Brachiopoda, Lingulata, Lingulida, Lingulidae.